UACGCAUUUGAAUGAAACAUGGCCGCCACUGCAGCUGGGUGUGAGCAUUAUGUUCGCAACUGUUUAUUAAAAGCGCCGUGCUGUGGGAAGUUUUAUGUAUGCAGACUCUGUCAUGAUGGUGAAGAAAAUCAUCAAAUGGACCGAUUUAAGGUCCGAGAUGUCAAAUGUGCGGCGUGCCAUACUAUUCAAGAGGCUCAGCAGACAUGUAAGGAGUGCGGUGUGAAGUUUGGGGAGUAUUACUGUGACAUUUGUCAUCUCUUUGACAAAGACAAGAAGCAAUACCACUGCCAGCCUUGUGGAAUAUGCAGAAUUGGUCCAAGAGAGAAAUACUUCCAUUGUACAAAGUGUAAUUUAUGUUUAGCCACCGAUCUUAAAGAUAAUCACAAGUGUGUUGAGGAUGUGUCGAGGCAAAACUGCCCGGUAUGUAUGGAUGACAUCCACACAUCUAGAAUAGGAGCUCAUGUUCUUCCAUGUGGACAUCUUUUACACAAAACAUGCUUUGAAGACAUGUGGAAAACUGGUGCUUAUCGUUGUCCACUGUGUAUGCAGUCAGCAUUAGACAUGAAGAUGUUUUGGGAAGAGAGAGAUAAAGAGAUCGCCCAGUCACCCAUGCCUACAGAGUACCAGGAUGCUACAGUGAAGAUAAUAUGCAAUGACUGUCAGGCUCAUUGUAUCGUCUCUUUCCACGUGUUGGGAAUGAAAUGCAGUAACUGUGGAUCUUAUAACACGGCACAGGACGGCGGGCUGAUCAUACAGACAAGUGCAGGACUGCCUGCAGAACAGCCAAAUGACAAUGAACCCGAAACAGAGGCACUCGACUGAUGCUUAAAUUAAGAAACGAGCCAAACAUUGACAUGUACACUAUAAUCUUUCCAUUUUUUUCUGCUUCAUUAAAGGUGUUGGAAUUGAAUGUUAAUCUUUCCCCGAUCCGACUACAGUCAGCUGUCUAAUAAUUUCCCAUAAAAUGCGAUCAAAGUGCUCAUUUGGAAGCUCAUGGCAUCAUGUUGGAUGAUAACUUUUUUUUUCAAAUCACAAAAUCUGAUUGUUCACAACCAUGGAAAAAAUUAAAUAACACUUCAUUGUUAAAUGA
This is a messenger RNA of Paramisgurnus dabryanus, 1090 nucleotides long. It is a transcript of the gene rchy1, whose product is annotated as ring finger and CHY zinc finger domain containing 1. Gene Ontology annotation, molecular function: zinc ion binding; ubiquitin protein ligase activity. Lineage: Eukaryota; Metazoa; Chordata; Actinopteri; Cypriniformes; Cobitidae. Gene Ontology annotation, cellular component: nucleus. The record is from RefSeq and is a predicted model, not a curated record. Gene Ontology annotation, biological process: protein ubiquitination; ubiquitin-dependent protein catabolic process.